AUGGCCUUUGCGCUGGGCCUGUAUCAUUCGAUUCUUGAACACUUCUGUGCUAUUGUUAUUCUAUCAACUACGGGUUUUGUGGUAUGGUACUGGGUUGAAGUCAUUUUGAUUACCUUCCGGAUGCUCUUUUACUGGAUUUACGAAUUAAAGGUAGUUAUCAAACAUGAGGACCUCGGGAGGCAUGGGGCACUAUUUAUUGCCAUGAUUCUACGGUUCUAUGACAAAUUGGAGGGGCUCGGAGUUCCAGGUGUGUAUAGGAAAUUCUUGGACGCUGUUCGUGUUUCGUACGAGGCACUGAAUUUCCUGCUUUAUGUAUUUGGCUUUCGUAUUGGUGGAGGACCACUAUUUGAAUGCUUACCAGAAGAAAUGAAGGCUGCAAGAAGAGCCUGCAAAACACCGGCUGAAGUUGACAGCUUCUUUGCGGUUUUUGCUGGAACACAGUAUGAAGAGAGUGAGAAUAAAGAGGAUGAUCACGAUCAAAACGAUGAGGAAGAAGCCUGUUUUCCUCCGUCGGUAUUUGAAUGCCAGCCUAAUCCUGUCAUCUUUCAUCAUCUACGAGACGAACAUCUCCCAUUAUUCAAUCCUGGCCCCUCCGAAGUUGAAAGUCGAAAGGUGAUUCCGUCUACACCGGAUAUGGCUGUCGAUUUCGACUGCAAAGACACCACUGAGAACGAUGAGCAGUCUCCUAAUGCAUCCAGACACACCGGUCCAGCAACGAUGUCCGUCAACCUGUCUUAUGCAUGCUCGCAAUGCAAUUAUGUAGCCAAGAAGAAGUUUGAACUCAAGUAUGCGAGAAUCCCCUUUCCCAUGUCUGCUUUCACUAAGCGAUGGUAG
Pyrenophora tritici-repentis Pt-1C-BFP is the source of this 834-nucleotide messenger RNA. Lineage: Eukaryota; Fungi; Ascomycota; Dothideomycetes; Pleosporales; Pleosporaceae. The record is from RefSeq and is a predicted model, not a curated record.